AUGACUACUGUAUGGAAACCAGAGGAAAACAUUCCUAUUGAAGUUACCAAUCUACUUAAAGAAUCACACCCAAACUAUGUUUUAGCGAUCUUGCAUGUGGUUGAACGGUUGAAAAUACAGAAACGUACCGGUUGGUUAGAUCACGAUAUUAAUGUAUGUGAAAGUAUAGCUGAUCAUAUGUAUAGAAUGAGUAUAACAUCCAUGUUAAUCACUGAUCCUAAUGUGGAUAGAAAUAGAUGUGUUCGUAUUGCCUUAGUUCAUGAUAUAGCUGAAUCCUUGGUAGGUGAUAUCACUCCACAUGACCCAAUUGGCAAAGACGAGAAACAUCGUCGUGAAUGGGAAACCAUCCAAUACUUGUGUGAUCAAUUGAUUUCCAAAUAUAAUAAAGUUGCUGCUGAAGAAAUUAAACAGGAUUGGCUAGCUUAUGAAAAUAUCACAUGCGUCGAGGCUCGUUAUGUCAAAGACAUUGAUAAGUAUGAAAUGUUGGUCCAAUGUUAUGAAUAUGAAAAGAGAUCUAAUGGUACCAAGAACUUGCAAUCUUUUUGGAAGGCAAUGGAGAGUAUAAAGACUGACGAAGUUAAAAAAUGGGCCGAGGAUUUGAAAGUGAAAAGAGAUGCCAUCUUUACAUGA
Messenger RNA from Henningerozyma blattae CBS 6284, 630 nucleotides. RefSeq names its product 5'-deoxynucleotidase (gene YGK1). NCBI's taxonomy places the organism in Eukaryota, Fungi, Ascomycota, Saccharomycetes, Saccharomycetales, Saccharomycetaceae. The record is from RefSeq and is a predicted model, not a curated record. Gene Ontology annotation, cellular component: cytoplasm. The coding region runs from base 1 to 630 and encodes 209 amino acids. The transcript has a single exon. Gene Ontology annotation, molecular function: 5'-deoxynucleotidase activity.